Molecule: messenger RNA, 4498 nt
Organism: Lagenorhynchus albirostris (white-beaked dolphin)
Lineage: Eukaryota; Metazoa; Chordata; Mammalia; Artiodactyla; Delphinidae
Gene: NSUN6
Product: NOP2/Sun RNA methyltransferase 6
Exons: 15
Coding region: 416-1825 (469 amino acids)
Biological process (GO): RNA methylation
Molecular function (GO): methyltransferase activity; RNA binding
Source: RefSeq, a predicted model, not a curated record
UCUGCCGAGAAACCGGGGCCGAGGGACUGGAGGUUGGGCCGUGGUGCUCCCAGCCCGGUUUCCACGUCUCCGCCCAGUUCACGGCGGCUUCACUCCUCACGGUUUUUUGUUUUGUUUUGUUUUUUUUCUCUGCAACGUGAGUGGCGUUGCCUCGCAGUGAUUUCCGUGGGCGUCGCUAAAGGAGGACCUGGGAGGAGAGGAAGCCGCUGCAAACUGGCCAAGCUCCAGAAGGCGUGGAAGUACCUCCGCGUUUCCCAUUUUAACUCGUCGUGAGCAGCGCGCUCUUCCCGGGCCUCGGUGGUCCCGGCACGUUGUGGGUGGUAUUCAUUGCCCAGACGCUCCGUGUAAUUAGGAGAGAGAAAAACCACCGUUUUCCAGCAUUUCUCGUGGAGGAGGAGAACUAAGCGAUAGGAACAUGUCUAUUUUCCCUAAAAUAUCUUUGAGACUUGAGGUUGAAAGCUAUCUGAAAGCGGGCUUUAUGAAUGAGGAGGUUGUAUCUGUUUUAGGUAAAGAAGCAGCAGAAAGGAAGUUUGAAACUCUGUUACAUAAGUUGUCCCACCCUCCAUCAUUCACUACUGUCAGAGUAAAUACGCAUCUGGCCUCAGUACAACAUGUGAAAAGUCUGUUAUUUGAUGAGCUUCAGAAGCAGUUUAAUGGAUUAAGUUUUCCUAUUCUUCAGCAUCCAGACCUUCAGGAUGUCUUACUUAUUCCUGUUAUUGGACCUAGGAAUAAUAUAAAACAACAGCCCUGUGAAGUUAUUGUUGGAGCCCAGUGUGGCAAUGCAGUCUUACGAGGAGCCCACGUCUAUGUUCCAGGAAUUGUGUCAGCCUCAAAAUUUAUGAAAGGUGGAGAUGUUGUUUCCGUGUACUCUGAUAUUAAAGGCAAAUGUAAGAAAGGAGCCAAAGAAUUUGAUGGAACAAAAAUAUUUCUUGGAAAUGGGAUUUCUGAACUAAGCCGCAAAGAGAUCUUCAGCAGGCUCCCUGAACUGAAAGGCAUAGGCGUAAGAAUGACAGACCCAGUGUAUCUGAGCCCCUCAUUUGACAACGUACUGCCUAGCUACUUAUUUUUACAAAAUUUGCCGUCUGCUGUAGUAAGUCAUGUUCUGGAUCCUCAGCCUGGAGAGAAGAUUCUAGAUUUGUGUGCGGCCCCCGGAGGCAAAACAACACACAUUGCAGCGCUGAUGCAUGAUCAGGGAGAAGUGAUAGCACUGGAUAAAAUAUCCAACAAAGUAGAAAAAAUAAAGCAGAAUGCGUUAUUGUUAGGGCUAAAUUCCAUCAGGGCAUUUUGCUUCGAUGGAACAAAGGCCCUUAAACUUGAUAUGGUUAAGGACACAGAUGGAGAACCUCCAUUCUUACCGGAAUCUUUUGACCGAAUUCUUCUGGAUGCUCCCUGCAGUGGACUGGGACAGAGACCAAACAUGGCUUGUACCUGGACUUUGAAGGAAGUGACAUCAUAUCAGCCAUUACAGCGAAAACUCUUCACUGUGGCAGUGGAGCUGCUGAAGCCGGGGGGCGUGCUGGUGUAUAGCACGUGCACUGUCACCCUAGCAGAGAAUGAAGAACAGGUUGCCUGGGCCCUCAAGACAUUUCCUCACCUUCAGCUUCAGCGCCAGGACCCACAGGUUGGAGGAGAAGGGAUGCUGGGAGCUGGCCUGUCAUCUGAGCAACUGAAACGGCUGCAGCGAUUCAAUCCCUGUGUGGUGCCGUCACAGGACAGUGACACUGGUUCUCUCGGAGACGCCAGGAUAGAAGACACGAGUUGGCUCGCAAAUAAGGAUUGUAUAGGCUUUUUCAUUGCAAAAUUUGUAAAAUGCAGAAGCACGUAGGAGAAGGAUCCUUAGAAAUGAAAGUUCCAAACAUUUUCCGUUUUUUUUAAACCAAAAACUGUGGUCAGGCCACGUGAUUGAUGCCGUGGUUGCUGAGGAAACAGAAAAGGCUGCCGGCUGUUCCACCAGGAAUCAAGAGACUGUACUUCACAGAGGAAGUAGCCGGGGGGGUGGAGGGGGGGCACUUGUGUGUCUAAAAUACUUUUCCUUUAUGGAUUUAGCAGAGUAUAAAGAAAAGGAGAUGCCUGAAGAUGUCUGGAACAUUUCAUUUGGGGUCUUUGUUUUAAUUUGUAAAGAAUGCAAGUCAUUUUUAAUGUUAAAAUAAGUGGAUUUAACAAAAGGAAUAAAAUUAGUGGUAUUUAAUUUGGUUAUAAAACACGUUUUCCAUUAUUGAGUUCCUUCAGAAUUCAGGGUGUGGGAACUAUAACUUAUUUAUCAAGUGCCAGGAACGUAGCUGGGGAUUUCACCUGACUUUUUCUGUUUACUAUUUGGUAAGUCAACCCUCUUUCAAAUGAAUUCUGGACUACUCCCAGUAACAGUCUCCCUUCACUAUGUUGAUGUUUUUUCUUCUGUCAUAUUUUAAACUAAAAACUAAAAUGAAUUUUUUUAAACUCUGUAGAUUAAAAAUGAGACUAUUGCACAAUUCGGGUACCUUUUAGCAUCUAAUGGAAUACAUACAAGUUCCUAGAGACGUGAUUGGUGAGAAAACCACCUUGUGAGAGCUGGGAAGUGGCCAGGCGCUCACAGCUAAGCCUUGGUGUUCUCCCUCUGAACAGAAGCAGCUCCACAGAACACCUUCCCCAGACCAAGCAACUGUGACUAGGUCAAGACGAAACAAGACCACUUCACCAUCAGACCUGAAAUCCCCCAAACUGCAGAAGUGACCAAACAUCACCCAUGGCGGCCAAUAUAAGAGGGCGGCCUUUUUAAGAUGAACUGUGUAACUGUAGGCUUGCUUUUCAUCCUACCUGCUUUUUAGAUAAAAUACAUUAAAAUACCCAGCCAUAGUUUAAAAGCUAUCUCAUGUUGUGUUAAAUACAUCUAUUUUGUUAAUUCAAAUCACCUCAAAAUGCCUGAGCCUCGGACAACUGCCUAAUAUAUUUUUUUCCCUUCAUAGGUCUCCAUUAGGAACUUCUUGAAACUUCCUUGUAUCCCUGAAGAAUGCUCAUCUCAUCUCAGAUCAGCAUGACUCUUGACGUGUUAGUAAGAUUAUCCAGGAGUAGCAGCAUUGUGUCACUGAGCAAAGGGCGAGGAACUGAAGAUCCAUUCUGAUGACAAGUUUAUUUUAGAAAGGAAAAGUACAGUUCAAAAUCGGAGGCAAGAAUUGCAGACCAUAUAGGAUGAAGGUGGGAGAAAGUUGGCUUUGCCGUGCUCAGGCCUUCAGAGGCCUUUGACCUGCCGGAAGCUGUCACUUUUCAGGUGUCGUGGGGAGAUGACCACAGCCCAUCAGUGACGGGCAGCACCCCCCAGGAUGAUGCGCCCCACACGCGAAGUGCAGAGCAGGCGUCCGACGCAGGAAAACCUCAACGUCUCGUUCACUUCAAGUCACCUCCUUUUGCCCUGAUUUCUUGCGAAGAGCAGAAGCUUUGGUUAUAAGAAGCACUUCGAGGUUGUGACGGACAGUGAAAGUGUCGGAGCGGGGGGAACACAACGGGCACGGCGGGCGAGGCGAGAUGACUACUGAGGUGUUAGAUUAACAAAGCGAGGUCACCACGGAACACACCGUAGCUGUUCGUAAGCGACGACCAUGACCUAGACAAGUGCUCGUGAAUGUGGGUGUGAAGCCUUCAAGUGGAUUAUACUGCAUAGCGAGACUUACCGGAGGGCACUGAGCCAGCUUAUCUGCUGCUACCAUCUGAACAUUGAGGUGUUUAGCUUGAGAUUUCCCUCGAGAUUUUAUUAACCUUUGUAAAACCUGUAAAAGACGAGAUUCUUCAACUGGGGUAUCUGCACUCAGGUGAACAACAAGGUUCGUUAUUCAUUCCUUUCUCCGGUGUCCUCUGCAUGCAGCACUGAUGGUUUACAAAUAGAUUACGCUAGAAAACAAUCUUCAAGAUGGUCAGCAAAAUUAACACGUUGACAUAAAUCUCAGUCGCAAGCUUCGUAAGUCACCAGCGUGGAGAUGUUUCUGAGUCUUGUCUUUUUUCAAGGCUAGCAGUUCUCAAACUCUGUCUCAUGAUUUAUGUUUUUAAACACUGUGGAGAACUCCCAAGAGCUUUUUAUGUGAACUGUAAUAGUUAUAUAUUAGAAACUAAAACUGAAAAAUUCAUUUAAGAAUGACCAGUAACCUCUUAUAUGUUAACAUGUCAUGCAUUCUGAUAAAAUAGCUAAGUUAUUUGCAGGUUUCUCUACCGCCUGGCUCCCCAGAAGACAGCUGCUGUGCCCUGCUUCUACAGUGAAUCUGCUGCGGUGUAUUGUUUGAAACAGGCAAAGAAAAUCCAGUCCCCUACAGAUACGUAAUUAGUAGCCUUUUCAGAUAAUUGUGGGUAUCUUUCUUUGAUACUACAGUAAACAAGUGGUAGCUUUUUAAAGACUAGCUCUCACGUGAUAUCUAAAUCCCUAUCACUCAAUGAACUUUUCUUACUCUGUCACGUUAAAUUCCAUUGAUCUGUCCUGAAAUUUGAAGGACAUGUCAGUUGUUCUUUCCAAUAAAAAUGGUGUUCCAGGACGAAA